GGUCAUGUGACCUUUUCAUGCUAUAUGAAAAUCGGACGAGAACUUGCGAGAUCAGUAGAAUAACAUGGCAGAAAUCGUGAAAACAGUGGUGGGCCCUGUACAGCCCCUGCUGGAUGGAGCUAAGGGCUGGCUGAAUGACUUGUGCAAGGGCCUUCAGCCAUGGCAGAUAGUGGUGUACACAUGUGGAGGCACUGUCAUUGCCAUAGCUGUCAAGGACUUCCUCAAUGGGGAGGAAAGUUUACAAGUAAGGACCAAGAGGACUUUCUUCAGAUGGGUGAAGAAGAUCCCGUAUGUAAAGAGGCAGAUUGAUGAAGAGCUGGGGAAGAAUGUGAAAGGAAUGGCGGAUUCUUUGUGUCAUGACACAGAGGGCUCAGCUUUUGUCCUGAACCUACCCAGAGAAGGCCUGUCAGAGGUUGAUCUUAUGAAGGAACUUGAGAGAUACAAGAAUUUUGCUAAGAUCCCGUGGGAGAAGGGCAUGGUGUCUGGUGCAGUCUACAGUGGUGAUCCUGUGCUCACAGAAGUCAUGAUGAAGGCCUACAGUAUGUUUGCAUGGACCAACCCACUGCAUCCCGAGGUCUUCCCAGAUGUGAGAAAGAUGGAAGCAGAGGUAGUCAGGAUGACCUGUUCCAUGUUCAAUGGCGGCCCUCAGUCUUGUGGAACAAUGAGCUGCGGUGGGACAGAGAGCAUCCUGCUGGUGUGCUUGGCUUACAGGAACCUGGCCAGAGAGGAGCGAGGGAUCAAGUUUGCAGAGAUCAUUGUACCUGUCACAGCUCAUGCAGCUUUUGAUAAGGCUGCCCAUCUUCUCCACAUGAAGAUCACACACAUUCCCGUGGACCCAGAGACCAAGAAGGCCAAUGUCAAAGCCAUGAGGAGAGCCAUCAGCAGGAACACUGUCAUGCUUGUUGCAUCAGCCCCUGGUUUUCCACAUGGAGUGAUCGAUCCAGUGGAGGAAAUUGCUGCUCUGGGCAAGUACUACAACAUUCCUGUUCAUGUAGACAGUUGCCUUGGUGGCUUCUUGAUCCCCUUCAUGGGGAAAGCAGGCUUCCCACUGGCUCCAUUUGACUUCCGUGUUCCUGGGGUUACCAGUAUAUCUGCAGACACUCACAAGUAUGGCUAUGCCCCCAAGGGUUCCUCAGUGAUCAUGUACAGAGAAAAGAAAUACCGCAGCUUCCAGUUCUUCAACCAGCCAGACUGGCCUGGUGGCAUCUAUGCAUCACCAACUCUCAUGGGCAGCAGAGCAGGAGCCAUAAUUGCAGCUUGCUGGGCGACUAUGAUGUACAUAGGAGAAGAUGGAUAUGUAGACUCCACCAGGAAGAUCAUCAAUGCCACCAGAUAUCUGGAGGAAAAGUUGCGUAAUAUCGAUGGACUCAAGUUGAUUGGGAAACCUGAUGUGUCUGUGAUAGCAAUUGGAUCAGAUAAGUUCAACAUCUACAGACUGUCUGAUGCACUGGCAUCCAAGGGCUGGACGCUCAACCCUCUACAGUAUCCUCCCAGCGUGCACAUUUGUGUGACUUUGCUGCACACCAAGGAUGGAGUGAUUGACAGCUUCGUGAAUGAUGUGGGCACUAUGACAGCCGAGAUUAUGAAAGACCCAAAUGCCAAAACUGGAGGCGCAGCUGUCAUAUAUGGCAUGGCUCAGAGCAUCCCUGAUCGCACCCUCGUGUCUGAGUUGACACGGACAUACCUGGAACUGUGUUACGACACAUCCCUCACCUCAGUGUCUACCAAUGGACAUAGUAUCCCCAAUGGAAACUGACCUGAGAAUGAAUCAACAGUGACAGUACCUCCCUUCCACGUCUGACAUCGACCAUACACUCAGUUAUCUUGCAGUCGGAUUACUGCCUCUGCAGUUGGUUAUGUUCUCGAUUCACUCAUGCUUUGUUAAAUUGCAUUUCCCUCUACUCUCAGAAUGAUACUUUGUUUCAGUUUCUUGUACUGUUAAACAAUAUCUACCUUUAUUUUUUGCUUGAUAUGUUAUCACAUAUUUUAUGAGAAUUCAAAUAAUAAGUCAAAUACAUAUUUAAUUACUCAAAAUGUUGAUCCAUUCGGUUAUCUUUUUGUUAGUAUUUUUUUCAGAAAUUAGAAGUGACCAGCUGUUUACACAUAAAUUGGAACUUUUCUUUCACAGUUUUAAUUUCAGCUUAUUUGUUUAAGAGUAGGAUAUCGCCUUUACAUACAACAUUUUAAUAUAAUGAACUUUUUACGAGUUUGGCCAACAAUGCAAUGUGUACAUAGUCAACAAAUAUGUUCAUACUAUUUAUAUAUGUAUACACAUUUGAACAAAUGCUUAUAGGUCUUUAUAUAUUGUAUGUUUUACUAUGUGAGAGGGAAACUGUUUCUAGUCGGUGUUGGGCGAGGCAACAUAUUUUCUGUACAAGUAAGGUUUAUCAGUGUAUAGGAAUUUCAUCUGGAAGUGCAGACUUUGUAGAAUUAUUCCUUUAAAAGCAUUUGAAAUAAAUACUGUACACCUUUUUAGCUGAAUACUUCUUUUUAAAACUUUUUCAUUUUAAACAUUACACAAGGACAGCCUUCCCCUUACCAAUUCGUUAAUUAGAUAUCAGCAAGUCUUGUCAUAGCUGAAAUACUUAAAUAAGGGGUGCGUUGCAAAGUGCCAAUCGCUUGCAAGCGAUGUACAGCGAUUUGCCUUACAACAGUGCGUUAACUUUCAGCCGCUUGCAAGCUAAACAAUCGCCAUUUUGAAAGAGUGCGCAAGGGCUUCGAACUGUUGCAGACCCCGAGAUGAGCGAUUAAUUUGCUUUCUCUAAGCGAUUUGUGUCUUGCAACGCGCGCAAGGUAAAAUAUUAUUAGUAAUUGUGUUACAGUCAAAAGAAAGUCUACUUUUAAAUUAUUGAUAUGCAGAGAUUAAAUAUGACAGUUAUUAAGUGCUCCUCCCCCAAAAACAAUCAGAGGAAAUGUGUCAGUAAUGCAUGUUCAUGUCAUUGAUGAACUAUGACUUAGGAUUAUGUCACAGACCAGACCAGGGCCCACUUGCACAAAGCGAUCUUAGCCCUAAGACUAUUGUAAGCCUAUGUUAAAGUAUGGGAGCUACGAUCAUCUUAGCGCUAAGAUCGCUUUGUGCAAGUGGGCCCUGGACAGCAGGGAGUAUUACCAUCUAAAUAUUGAUAACUCUCACUAAUUUACCAGUAAAACAUUUACGACACAUUUGUUAAUCACUGUCAUUACUAUGUUUAUCCACACAGGAAAUAUAGUGUAGUACAUAUCAGAUAGUUAUAAGUGUCCAUACUCUUCAUGUCUAAGGUAUCAUUUAACGUCUUUCUGGCUUGAUGCUAAACUGAUACUGGAUAAUCUGAUCUCUCAUGACUAUAACCACUGUCUGUAUAUCAAGUCUAUACAAUUGUCACAUGCUAUAUUGUACAGCGUUUAUGAUGUAUGCACACAAAUGAGAACUGGCAUCAAUGCAGUGUUUGCAAUUACGCCUGGGUGAUAAUCCUAAUGUUACAAAUUCAUAGUUUAGGGGAUACAUAGGUUAAAAUACUUGAUAAUUAUAAAUAACAUCAUAAAAAAUCAAGGACCCCAGAAUCCGUCUGUUUUCUUAUAUUGGUGUGUUUGGGGGAGUUUCUUUGAGUAUGUUUUGAUCUACUUGGUUUACAGAUUCACUGAACAAUUCACAAAUGUAAAAUAUAUGAGUGGAUUUUUUUUCCAUGAGUAGUAAUCAUUGUAAUUGAAGAAAAAUUAAAACUAGGUCUAAUGGAGAACAAAGAACUUUAGCUUUCAUUUAUUUUUAUCAUCCAACUAUAUUUGUUCCAAAGAUUUUAUUAUGAUUCUUAUUUCAACAACGAACCCUGUGGCCCCAGAAAUAUAAUAAGUAGACCAUGUUAUAAAUAUAAGAAGGCCUUACUGAACUUAUGGUAUGUUUUCAGGUUUUAUUUCCUUAAAUCACAAUUAUCUUGUGACAUUCUUUAGUACAAAUCAUCUAAGUAUGGCGACAGAUGUAUUUGAUAGUGAUGAAGACUAACUCUGGCUGGAUGGGGCAUUUCAAUUUAUCAUGUCUAUACUAUCUUAACAUUUUGUAUUGAGACACAAAUACUUGUUUGCUUCGUGCAUCCCCAAGCCUAAUGGGUGUGAUCUAUUGUAGCUUGUUUUUAAAACCACGAACAACUUUUGGGCUUUCUUAACUUCUGACUGAACAAAUAUGUAUAUGGGAAGUGCUAAUGUAGUUUCUAUAUAUAAUAUGGGAAGUGCUAAUGUAUGUUCUGUAUAUAAACUGUUGGUCCUUUGGACUUAUGUCAACUGAGUCAUCAGGGAUGAAACCAUGGAGAUUAACAGAUGUUUUUCCCAGUCCACAUAUAUAAAGCGAUAAAAUAUAUUUAAGGACAUUGAUUCUGUAAUAUCAGAUUGUGCUAGAUUUAUACUAUAGAAUAUGGAGACGGCAGAAAUUAGCUGCAUACAUUGGCAUUACAAAUUCUAUAGAAGAAUAGUUACUGUCUACAGGCAGUGUACAGCCAGUUUGGUAGCAAUAUCAACCGCAGCCAUCAUCCCUGAAUUGUGUCGGCAAAAAGAAUCAGUACAGUAUUUCCAGGCACCAGGCACCAGACAGCCAGUUUGGUAGCAAUAUCAACCGCAGCCAUCAUCCCUGAAUUGUGUCAGCAAAAAGAAUCAGUACAGUAUUUCCAGGCACCAGGCACCAGACACAGCCAUCCCUCAGUUUGGUGGCAUCAUCAAUCACAUGCCAUUAUCCCUCUGAUAACAGCUAUCUGCAGUUUUAUAGAAUAUACAUGUUGAGGGUGAAUAGAAGGUAUGGUGAAGAUGUGUGUGGUAGUGAGAGCAAGACUGCUUGUGAUAUUAAUGUUGUUGGUGUGAAACUGAUGUAGUAGAUGUGGUGAAGGCCAGUAGGGAUCUUUUCAGGGCUCGAUUUAGCUAUAUAAAACAUGCACCAGUGCAACCUAUUAUUGAAAUAUGCAACCUAAUAUUUAUGUCUACUUGCAACAAGUGCAUGUAAAAAAAUUAAUGUGGGACUAACCCUUAAUUGUUCAUACAACUUCGAUCUUUGAACACGGUACCCCUAGCUUUAUUUACCGUACUAUAUCACUAAUCCCUGUGUUAUGUGGAAGUUUUCAUGCUUUCUUGGGUUUGAUGUCAUCAAACUAUGGACACUAUAAGAUUAUGUACAUAUGUGCCUAUAACAUUUAUAGCAUUGCAUCAUUAGUUUACUGUAACUGGCACCAGACGGCAUAUGUAUAAACUUUGUUAAACUUAAGGGACCAGGGUGCAACCUGAUUUUGUCUGGUGCAACUAGGUUUUCAUGUCAACAGGCACCUGGUUCAAGUUAAAUCAAGUUCCUUAAAUCGAGCCCUGCUAUUAUGAUGGCUGUACUUCCAAACAAGGCUGUUGAGACCUUGUCUGUGAAAAUGUUUGCAGCAAGGUGUAUCUUCAUUGUUCUACCUCUGUCGAUGGCAGAUUGUGAUAAUCUGAAUAACAGCAUCAGAAACAUGCUAUUGUUGAAUAAAUCACCAUCAUCA
Messenger RNA from Haliotis rufescens (red abalone), 5480 nucleotides. Its product is annotated as sphingosine-1-phosphate lyase 1-like. The record is from RefSeq and is a predicted model, not a curated record. The transcript is spliced from 16 exons. The coding region runs from base 65 to 1756 and encodes 563 amino acids. Gene Ontology annotation, cellular component: endoplasmic reticulum. Gene Ontology annotation, biological process: sphingolipid catabolic process; carboxylic acid metabolic process. Lineage: Eukaryota; Metazoa; Mollusca; Gastropoda; Lepetellida; Haliotidae. Gene Ontology annotation, molecular function: sphinganine-1-phosphate aldolase activity; pyridoxal phosphate binding.